Messenger RNA from Aspergillus versicolor CBS 583.65, 579 nucleotides. RefSeq lists its product as uncharacterized. The coding region runs from base 193 to 498 and encodes 101 amino acids. Lineage: Eukaryota; Fungi; Ascomycota; Eurotiomycetes; Eurotiales; Aspergillaceae. The transcript has a single exon. The record is from RefSeq and is a predicted model, not a curated record.
CCGAGCAACUUACAUACCUGAAGAGGACUAACCUGGGCAGGAUUAAGUUGAUUAUACCCCCAAUAUCAAAGGGAGAGCAGCGGAGGCAGGACGCCUGAACAACGGAAGUAGUAGACCACUAAUUGGAAUCCCUCCGUCGUGGCUUAUUCUCUCUAUACAUUAUGUAGAUGCAUCUUCUCUGCCACUUUGAGUAUGGACUCAGGCGAUACUAACCCCGGACUACGCUCCUAUUCGCAGGGCCAAAUGAUCAUCUUCAUCCUGUGGGCGGCUCCUCUGCUCAGCUCUGGGCUUCACCUUCCAAUAACCGUUACCAUGUACGAAUUGCCCCCAAGAUGGUCUGACCGCAGUUACAUGUCUGCCUGUUGGGACCAUCCUUCAGGUCAUCAUUGGUGUUGUAGGGUUUGGAUGCGGAUACUCCGUCAAGUCCAGAUCACGGCGCCAACGGAGCAGACUCAACUCCGUGAUGAUCCCAACAAGACGAGGAAGGCUGUGAAGUAAAGUCAAGUCGACGAAAAGAGAGACUGAACGAGCUGGCCCCCAAGUCGAAAAGGUAUAAAUACGUCCAACGAUCCGGUCCAA